CCGGCGGCGUUGGGCAGGGGUCGGCGCCCGUCGCAGGCGGCUACAUGCCACCACCGCCAGGCAUGGGCGCUCCCUUUGCGAUCCCGACAGGCAUGCCGGCCGUGCCGCGGCCCUCGCAGAGCGCCGAAGCCUCCGGCGCUGGCAGCAGCAGCCAGGCUGCGACUCGGCCGCCUGAGUCCACUGCGCCCAAGGCAGCUCUGGAGGGCAUCUCUCGCGUCAGGAACGGAUGGUGAGCACCGCGCCAGAUUGCUGCCUGCGCCUUCUGACCGGCAUCGUGCAGGCGCUACAGGCUCGUGGUCGUGCAGCAUCCCAGCCGGGCACGCAUGUGCGGCUUCGGAGACAAGGUGUGUGCCGCUUAUGCGCUCGACAUCGAGCUGUAGCUCACCACGCGUGCUGCUGCCAGGACCGUCGGCCGCUCAGCCCGACCUUGAUCGUCAAGCUCAUCAUCACAGACGAGGCCACCGGCAAAGACGUGCCUCCAUGGUGAGCGUUGGUGUGCAGCCACGGCCGGCCUUCUGGCUGACCUUCUCCUGCAGGGACGUCAACACCUCCCUCUUCUUCCUCGCCUCCGAUCUCUGCCAUCCCGACGAGCUCAUGGCGUCGCCGCGCAACGUCCUCGUCCAUCACCACGCGGCGACGGUGCCGGCCUCCAGCCUGCAGCAGCCUGCUGGCUCCGCAUCCGACGGCGCAGCUUUCUCCGCCUCUGUGCUGAGCCCAGUACCGCACGACGGAGCAGGCUCCUCGGGCGGCUCGGGCGGCGUGACGCCCAGUGGCCUGCCGUCGUUGGGCUCCCUCAACAUCGGUCGCUCUCGCUCCUCAUCCGACGGCCGCGGCGACGCCGGCGAGCACUUCGACCCCGCAGGCGUGGCCAGCGGCAGUCUGACGACCAUCACCACCGAGUCGUACACGCGCAACCUCGUCGGCGCCGCCGUGGCCAGCGCCAACGUCUUGAAGGACGAGCAGGACGUGUUCCGCAUCUUCUUCGUGCUGCAGGACCUCUCGGUGCGCACAGAGGGCUCGUACCGCAUCAAGCUGGUCUUCGCGGAUCUCGCACAGGAUGGGCAGACGAACGACGGCGUCUCCAACGCGCUCGCAGAGGCGUACACCGAGCCGUUCACCGUCUACUCGCCGCGCCGCUUCCCGGGCAUGCACGACCCGACGGAGCUGUCGAAGAAGCUGGCGGCGCAGGGCGUCAAGAUUGCCACACGCUCCGACCGCAAGAAGCGCCGCCGCGACUCGGCGGGCCCUUCGGGCGGCGGCGGCGACGGCGGUGAGGGUGGCGAAGACGAGGAAGACGAAUGACAUCACCUCUAGCCGAUGCUGCGAGUGUCAGUCAGACCUGCUCUGGCCUUGCCC
This is a messenger RNA of Tilletiopsis washingtonensis, 1356 nucleotides long. RefSeq lists its product as hypothetical. The coding region runs from base 358 to 1302 and encodes 314 amino acids. The transcript has 3 exons. Lineage: Eukaryota; Fungi; Basidiomycota; Exobasidiomycetes; Entylomatales. The record is from RefSeq and is a predicted model, not a curated record.